CGUCACAGCAAUCCUAGGAGAAGAGCGCGUGACGUGAGCCGAGCUGCAGGCAGGCGGCCAGAUAGGCUGUGAGGAAGCGGCAGAGCGACGCAGAGUUGCGGCCGGCGAGUCUGGCUCCUGUCAGCGCUCGACAAUAGGUGGCAAACGCAGCGGGUGCAGCUCUGUAUGAGGCGCCUUUUAGGAAAAAAAUCGUCAUAGCUCUGGCCCCGGCACGCCGUGCACCUGCACCCGAGUCGGUUUCGAGAGCACGGCCGAGUAGAGAUUCCGAAUGGAUGAGGCAGCAGAGCCAAGCCCUGUGGAGAGGAGCACAGGAGGCUGCUAUGUCGGGGCAGAGGUGCUGGAGGAAGACGAGGACGAAGCACAGUGGCUGGAAGGCAGUGGCUCAGAUACUGCAAGUACGAAGGUUUAUGUUGCUGAGAUGCCUUCAUCUUCAGGGCAGCAGGUUGGUGCUCCGGGAAAAAAGAUUGGCCAUCGUGGAGUAGAUGCCUCUGGAGAGACCACUUACAAAAAGACCACUUCUUCAGCACUGAAAGGUGCUAUUCAGCUUGGGAUUGGGUACACUGUGGGUAAUCUCACUUCUAAACCAGAGAGGGAUGUGCUGAUGCAGGACUUCUACGUGGUAGAAAGCAUUUUUUUCCCUAGUGAAGGCAGUAACCUGACACCAGCACAUCACUUUCCUGACUUCCGCUUCAAGACUUAUGCUCCUGUGGCCUUCCGUUAUUUCAGAGAGCUUUUUGGCAUCCGGCCUGAUGAUUAUCUGUAUUCUUUAUGCAAUGAACCCUUGAUUGAGCUGUCCAAUCCAGGAGCCAGUGGGUCCUUGUUCUAUGUCACCAAAGAUGAUGAAUUCAUCAUCAAGACUGUGAUGCAUAAGGAGGCAGAAUUUCUGCAAAAGUUGCUACCUGGUUACUACAUGAACCUAAAUCAGAAUCCUCGCACCCUGUUACCCAAGUUCUAUGGCCUCUACUGUGUUCAGUCAGGUGGUAAAAACAUUCGGAUGGUUGUAAUGAACAAUGUCUUGCCCCGAGUGGUCCGCAUGCACCUUAAGUAUGACCUUAAAGGUUCCACCUACAAGCGAAGAGCCUCCAAGAAAGAGCGUGAAAAGUCCAGUCCCACUUUCAAGGACUUGGACUUCAUGCAAGACUUGCAGGAUGGUCUCAUGCUGGAUACAGACACCUACAAUGCACUGGUCAAAACACUUCAAAGGGAUUGCCUGGUGCUGGAAAGCUUUAAAAUCAUGGACUACAGUCUUUUGCUUGGUGUUCACAACCUGGACCAGUCUGAAAGAGAGCGUCAGACAGAGGGAUCCCAGAGCACAAGUGAUGAAAAGAGACCCAUGGGUCAGAAGGCCCUGUAUUCAACAGCCAUGGAAUCUAUUCAGGGUGGUGUUGCCCGAGGAGAAAGCAUUGACACUGAUGACACGAUGGGUGGAAUACCUGCUGUAAAUGGGAAAGGGGAGCGUCUCCUGCUCUACAUUGGAAUCAUUGAUAUCCUGCAGUCAUACAGGUUAAUCAAGAAGUUGGAACAUACAUGGAAGGCCCUAGUUCAUGAUGGGGAUACUGUGUCAGUACACAGACCCAGUUUCUAUGCAGAACGCUUUUUCAAGUUCAUGAGCAACACUGUUUUUAGGAAGAAUUCUUCUUUGAAAUCCUCGCCUUCAAAAAAAGGACGGGUUGCGCUUACUGUGCCCAAGUAUUCUGGACCAGGUGCUGCAUUUUCUGCCAGCCAGUUGCCCUCGGAAAAGGAUGAAAACAUUUAUGACCUGAGAGGCGCUAAGAGCUUUCCCACACUUGAAGAUGAAGGACGGCCAGAUUUACUGCCUUGUACACCUCCAUCAUUUGAGGAAGCUACAACUGCAUCCAUAGCAACAACAUUGUCCUCAACGUCACUGUCAAUUCCAGAGAGGUCACCAUCAGAUACUUCUGAACACCCACGGUAUAGGAGACAUACACACUCAUCAGGUCAGGAUGUAAGAUCUCAUGAUGACGAGCUGCAGCAGAUCACUGUGGAAGUGGAAGUGAAACAACAUGACAACGAGGUGGCUGCCAUUCCUGACAUGUCACCAGAAAAAAGUGAUACAGCAUCUGCAUCUGCCUCUGUCCCACCAAGUCCUAAAGUGACUGUAGAGCUGGACUCUGCCAGCCAGGUGUCAGAGACAGUUAGUCAUGAAUCUGAAGAGGAAGUGCCCGUCACAGACCUUUAUUUUCCUCCGGAGGAGAGGACUUGGAUUUAUUCUCCUCUUCACUAUAGCUCUCAAGCACACUCCGUUUCAGACGGGGAGGAUGAAACAGUAAGUCUGAUCUGACCUUUCUGUGUACCAGAAUAAAUUAAAAGAAAUUAACAAUAUUUUGAUGCAAAAUAUAUCUCCUCCCUGGUUUGGGGCACCAUGUGGAAGUGAGUUCUGUUCUUCCAGCACACCCCACAAUUAGCCAGUGGUCUGUGGACUUGGAAUUUUUCUUGGAUAUUCUUUCCUACCCCCAUUUUUGGUACCAGUUCAUUUCAAAUGGGUGGGUAAUGGGAGUGAUACAGUAGUUGCGCAUGUGCAAGUGGGUAAAUUGUUAAUAAAGGAAAAAAAAUAGCCCAGCUCCUUGCCUGACAUCAUUUCUUUUGAUUUUUUUUUUCCUUUGCAGUAAUUCCUAUGCAGACUUCAGGGUGAUUUGUGAACAGGAAGCAUCUUAACUGGAUGUUGAUCUGCUUGGUUGGAACUGAAAUCCUUAUCCCAAAGGCUUCCAACAGAAAUGGGGAAGUACAUAUUUGAAAACAAAUAAGGACUUUGUCCCAUUUCUAGCAAGCAUCUUUUCUUUCUUUGUUCCUGGGAAAACACACAAACACACACACACACACACAAAUAUAUAUAUAUAUAUAUAUAUAUAUAUAUAUAUAUAUAUAUAUAUAUAUAUAUAUAUAUAUAUAUAUAAAACAAAUUAGUUUGUAAAUAGGCUGAAGACUGGUGUUCCAUCAUGACACCCCUUCCCCCCAAAAAACAUUUAAAAAGCCAAUAAGUAUAUGUAUAUCUGUAUCACUUGAGACAUUUCAUAAGCUUCACUGGAGUUACUACUUUGUGUGAGUUCCAGUUUGUUUUUUAAUGCUGUGAAUUUUUUUUUUUUUAUACUUCUAUCUAAACCAAUGCCAUGUUGGCCUAUGCAUUCCUCCUUCUGCUCCACCAGUCCUUUAAAAGAUGGAUGUAGGUUUGAUGGGUAUGGUCAUGGAUUUGUUAUGCUUCUUUUUAAUUUUUUUCCCUCUCAUUAUCACAAUUCUGGUACCACCAUUAAGAGUGACUAAGUUGUCGUAAUGUGGGGUGGGAGUGUCUUACAGUUCUUAUUCACCAGAUGAAUAUAUAUGAUUGGGUGGUAUGAGACAAUAGUGUUUCAGGCGUGUUAAAUUUGGCUUUGGGGUUGGAGUCUAUGGCUUGUAAAAACUGCUGCAUGCAAUGUUUUCAGCCUGAGAGUGAGGGUGGAGUUAGGAGAACUGGAAAUGAGUGUCUGAGUGUGGGAGUUAGUGGUGACCAUAUACUACUAGGUAAAGCCUUGAAGCUAACGGCUAAGUGAGGCAUAGGCCAAAUCUGACUGUUCUUCUUGUCAGUAUGCACAUGUCUCGUUAACUAUUCUCUUAAUAGCCCUUUUAACAUUUGUCUAUGCUUAGUUUUAUCUUGUUAAAUUGUGAAACUCCCCUCUUUUAUGCAACCAUGUUUAAUGGGGAGAAUCUGUAGAAGUUAUCAUGGAUCUGAUUUUCAAGCAAACAUGCACACACAUACACACACACACUACAUUGUACAAUGUCUCUGCUUUUAUAAUGGGGGGGUAUAUGUAUUCCUUUUUAUUUUACAGUGUUUUUCUAAAUUCAUGAUAUAGUGUUAAUCAUGUGUUUUUCUACAUUUUAUUGAGAUUAUUAUGGAGAGGGGUUAUAGGAUAUGCUGCUAACGCAGGGCAGUGUGUUCAGGCUACUUCUCGUGUCUCUUAGGUCCAGGUCAUUUGAAUCAAUGGCGUUUUUUUUUUUCCUGUUUCUGUAAGUGCCCCAAUGCUUACAUCCUGGCUGAGAUUUUAUCUUUUCUAAUGUUUGGCCAGAUCUCAUUCAUCUUUUACAUUCCUCUAUAUUCACAUUUUUCUAUUUUAGGAGAAAGUUGUUGCUAUACAUUGUCAUUUUACAUCUAUGUGAACAGCUACUAAUGGGACCAAAAACAUCCCUCCCAUCUGGGCAAUUAUGCCCAAGCCAGCAUGGAGGUGGUGCAUUUCUUCAUGUUCAUGCCUUUAAAGAAACAGUUUUGUUUAUUCCUAGUGUAAGAAACUUCAGUUAUGGUAUAAUAUAUAAUAUGUUACUAAACCAUUAGAUAUGCAAGACACUUCACAUGAGAAGAUAUUUAGUAUAUUUUAUGAUACUGCUGUUAUCCUAACAAAGAGAAAUAAAAAAAUGGUUUUGGAGCAGGUAUAAUUGUAUACCUAAACACAAACAAAUGUAGUAGGCGAAAAGAGUUUGUUACUUUAUUGGGCAUUUUUCCUCCUUGUUUGAACUCUGUUAAUUUUUCCAUACACUAUAUAUCUCCUCUAAAGUGAAGUAAAUAAACCACAGUACACAUUUUUUUUCAUUGUCCCCCUGUCAAAUUUACAGCUGUCUGAGCUUGUUCUUAUGACAUGGACAUCCCAAGAGGCCAGCCGUGCUUGUGUCAGUGCCAAUAUCCCCCUGCCCUGUCUUCCCAUAUGCUGACCACUAUAAAACAGGACAAGUACACUUGUACAGAGCCUUUUACCAAUCGAACCACCUCCUGAUCCUCCAGUCCACACAUUCCUCAGCUGCAGUGGUCCUUCAUUCUAGUGCCCAAAGGAAGGAGGGCUGAACACAUCAAAUUCAGAAAUCGAAAAGGACUCCACAUUUCUGUUAAAUGGCUUUUCUGGUUCCAUUGUGGUUAAUUUCCAACACAGUUUUUAACUAUAGACAUUUGUCUGUAUUUUUUGUUUAGUUGUUUACUGCAAAAAAAUCAAGUCUGCAUUUUAGACAUGUGCUUUUCAGUCUUAAGAUAUUAAAAAUGAAAAACAAAACAUUAUUGGGGGGGGGCAUUAAAAAGAAGUCCUCUCUUGUAAUUUAUUUAUUUAUUUAUUUAUUUUCUCUUUUGUAUGAUGACUUUAAUAUUAAAUACAAUGUCAGCAGUGUAGGAUUUUCCCCUAUUUGAUUUUCUGUAAAUAAUUAAUCUAUCAGCCGACAGGAGAUGUAGCAGAAUAAUAGUGAAGUGGUGUUGAUGUAAAUUAUUCCCUAUUUUGUCUGUUCCUGAGAAUCCACAUGAAUUACCUGGAAGAUCAGCUUUUCUGCUGCAAGCUCCCACAUGACAUAUGUGACUUUACCUCUGUAUAAAGUGUCUGUACAUUAUCUAUUUAAAAAGACUGAGGAAAAAUAAAGUAAUAUAUAGAGAGGAA
Molecule: messenger RNA, 5402 nt
Organism: Polypterus senegalus (gray bichir)
Lineage: Eukaryota; Metazoa; Chordata; Cladistia; Polypteriformes; Polypteridae
Gene: pip5k1ca
Product: phosphatidylinositol-4-phosphate 5-kinase, type I, gamma a
Exons: 17
Coding region: 269-2302 (677 amino acids)
Biological process (GO): phosphatidylinositol metabolic process
Molecular function (GO): phosphatidylinositol kinase activity
Source: RefSeq, a predicted model, not a curated record